Molecule: messenger RNA, 2194 nt
Organism: Cyprinus carpio (common carp)
Lineage: Eukaryota; Metazoa; Chordata; Actinopteri; Cypriniformes; Cyprinidae
Product: thyrotropin-releasing hormone receptor-like
Biological process (GO): phospholipase C-activating G protein-coupled receptor signaling pathway
Cellular component (GO): membrane
Molecular function (GO): thyrotropin-releasing hormone receptor activity
Source: RefSeq, a predicted model, not a curated record
AUAUACUGAAGUCAUACAGGAACACAUAAAAUAAUUAAAUUAUUAUUUAAAUAUAUUUUUCAAAAGCAAUAUUCACUUCUAUAGGGGUAGAAUAUUUUGUGAACGCAUCUUUAAUUACAGCCUACAGUGUGCCUCAAAUCACUCAAGACACACGCACGUAUUAUCGGCGAACUCUUCCAGUAGGGGGCGCUAUUGUAAUGAAGGGACCUACAGUUCAGAAGAUUUACAGUUAAGAGUGCAUUUACUAGCGCUUCUGUACAAGAUCAGAUUAUUUGCUCGUCACGUCAAAUACUUCAUAUCAGUGCAUUUUGUUUUUCACCUGCGGCUUACAGCCGACACUGCACGAGAGCUCUUUUGGUUCCUAACUACAAGAAUUAUAUCUGAGUGAUCGAUUGGUUGGAUGCUUGGGGGGAAAAAAAAUUAGCCUCUGGAUUUCAAUGCUAUGCUUUUAAUGGAAGGAUACUGUUACAGAAGAAAUAAUGGGCUGCGGUCAGCAGAUGAACAUCAUUAUGCUGUUGAAGCCAAGAAAAUUAAACAACAUACUUAAUAAGAGAAAAGAACAUCAAUAAAUGCUGGAACUGUACAGUUUUUUUCAUAUAAAAUCUUUUGAAUAUCAAACAGAUUCUAUUCUGCUUUUCUAUUCUGCUCACCAAUUUGAUUUCAGCCAGUUUCUUCACAUCUUGUAUUUAAAUUCUCACACCAAGAGGACGGAUCAUGCAAGAAAAUGUGAGCUCCAGAAUGGACACCCCCACAAACAUCUCCCUGGUGGGGACCGGGGACUCUGUGUCUGAGUCCCUAGAGUAUAAGAUGGUAUCUGUGUUCCUGGUGCUGCUGGUGUGUGGUGUGGGCAUUGUGGGAAACAUCAUGGUCGUGCUGGUGGUUCUUACCACACGUCACAUGCGUACACCCACCAACUGCUAUCUGGUGAGCUUGGCCGUGGCGGACCUGAUGGUCCUGGUGGCCGCGGGUCUGCCGAACAUAUCUGAGAGCUUGAUGGCCACCUGGGUGUAUGGGCAUGCUGGGUGCCUGGGUAUCACCUACUUUCAGUACCUUGGUAUUAAUGUGUCCUCCUGUUCGAUUACAGCCUUCACUGUGGAGAGGUACAUCGCUAUUUGUCACCCAAUGAGGGCACAAACGGUCUGUACGGUCUCCCGAGCCAAACGCAUCAUUGCCGGGGUGUGGGCUUUCACCUGUGUAUACUGUAUGCUCUGGCUGUUCCUGGUGGACAUCCAGGUGAACCCUGAUGGUCGUGUUCAGUGCGGCUACCGCGUCUCUCGAGACCUCUACCUGCCCAUCUACCUGAUCGACUUUGCCAUCUUCUAUGUGAUCCCACUGCUUCUGGCCAUCGCUCUUUACGGUCUCAUCGCUCGAAUCCUUUACCUGAAUCCUCUGCCCCACCCACCAGACUCGGGUACCAUAACCGCCCCCACUCUCAGGAGGAGCUGCAAAGAACCAGCGGACGCCAGUAAAGUGGGUCGUCAGGGACGCCCGAAGAGCAUGCUUUCUUCCCGGAAACAGGUCACUAAGAUGCUUGCAGUGGUGGUUGUGCUCUUCGCCCUGCUGUGGAUGCCAUAUAGGACCCUGGUUCUCAUUAACUCCUUUGUGAGCACACCAUACCUUGAUGCCUGGUUCCUACUCUUCUGCAGAACCUGCAUUUAUGCCAACAGUGCAAUCAACCCUGUCGUUUACAACCUGAUGUCCCAAAAGUUUCGCUCAGCCUUCCGUGGACUGUACCGCUGCCAUAGGAAAGACGUGCACCAGCGAACUCUCACAACGCUGCAAAGCGGAUACAGCCUUGGAAGGGACCCCCGACUUUGCAGCAACACCAACGGCACACCUAAGAAAAUCGGUUUAGUCACUCCUGAGCAGAAAUCAAACAAAGGCAUGGAGAAGCGCAAGGAAAAUAUGAACAAGCUAAUUAGUGAUGGUGUAAAAAAUGAGACUGAGCCAAGCUUCAAGAGACAUGCAAUUGAAAACUGCAACAUAGAUGAAUUGAAAAGCUCAGCUGACAAGGAGAUACCUACAGUGGAGAACGUGGACAUGAGCAAGAUUAAUGAUAAUGGGAAAAUAAUAGAGGAAAGUGAUAAUACAGCUCAGGAUAUUAUCGCUGACAUGAGCAACACAGAGGAGACACAGCCAGCCGCCGGUGAAUUUAAAUCUACUCUGGGAGAAGCUGAAACAGAAUGACACAGAG